UUCUGACAAGCGUAGAAAAAGUUUCAACAGCCGCCAUUUUGCCUGUUUGAAGUCGCGUAGAAAUUCAGAUGAUUUUCUUCUCUUCUACUGUCUUAUGUAUAUUAUAAGGGUAUGUUUUUGUAAAAUCAGUGUUAGAUAAUAUAAUAGUGUUUUAAUUUCGGUGACGGUCCCUGUCGGUGUGUGAAAUAGUGAAAAACUUGCUCGAUUAAAUUAGAGAUCAUUGUGCAGUUCCGAUGGUAGAUGGAGAAAGGCAGUCGCGAAAUAUAGUCGACCACUCGCAUUAGUCGAUACUCAUAAUGGCUGAUGGUUGACUUUUAUUCGAUAAAUAUGUGCCUUGUGAGAUGCAUCGACCCUCGAACACUCGGUACAUCGACUGUUUGGCUAUGUUUCUUUCAUAAUUUCAGCCAUAAAACAUGUAUUUCUUAGUUGCGGUGCAAUAAAUAGUGGAUAACAGUGGUGGUAGUUUGGUCAGCCGUUGCAUUGGGCCAGUGCUCGGUUUUGGCUUGGUAAACAGCAGAGUGUACCGAUUUUGCCAUGGCCGAUCACCUUGUAGAUGGGCCUCCCAAUGCCAAAAGGCAGAAAUUGGACCCUUUUCAGGGACCAUCGGACUCAUCCGAUGGUCUAUCAAACAUGGAUAUGUUGGAUUUGGAGAAUGAUCUUCCGGACGAGUUGAUGUCGUCGUCACCAUGGGGCAUAACAGAUAAUAUGACGAAUUCCAAACCUCCUGCUCAAGGUCCGGGUCCGGGGUUGCAAAACGGCAUCGAUCCAACAGAGAGUAAUAAUCUUAGACAGAUGCAGCUCAAUCACCUUUUGCAACAGACCAAUAAAGGUUUGGCAGCGAAUUCGCUAGCUUUAGCCGGCAACGCCUUGGGUAACAAAAGCCCCAAUCUCCAAUCGCCCCCGAAUGUUUCUGUAGCGAAGGGCGGCGUGGUGGAGAUGAGCCUCGGUAAUUUACCUUCUAGCAUAUCCAGUAACUCCGGACUACAGUCUAUGGCUAAUAAUGGUAGCUCAACGCAAGUUAUGAGUUCAGUACAAGGAAUGAAUAAUAGCGGUGGUAACAUGAUAAUGACCAGCAGCAAUAUGAGUACAAUGGGCGGAAUGGCUGGUGGCGGUUUGGUUGUGAGCAGCACCGUAAAUAAGCCCUUGGCGAAUUCGUUUGCUGCGGGCCAUCCUCAACAUCCCGGCAAUCAUAACGUUGCUCAAGGCAUACCAAACGGGCCGAUGAUGAAUAGAGUGAGCAUGCAUUUGAAUCAGAGAGCUCCGACCCUUCACAUCGGCGGUCCUCGACCUCAGACGGUCGGUCCGCCUCAUUUGGGACCUCAAGGCAUGACCGGGAAUCCCCAGUAUUUGGGAUACACAAAUAAUCCGAAUCAAACAGGCCAAGGUGUUCCUGUAGGUGAGUAUGGCGUUGUGACACCUCAACAAAAACUUAACCUUCAAAAUCAAUGCCCUCGAUUUGGAGCGACUCAAAACGUGCCCGGUCAGGGAAUAGUGCCGCCCGGUUGCGGCGGCGACGGCGGAAUAGUUCAAACACAACCACCUGCCCCCUCGCCGGCUCAACCGCAGUCCGGAGCGCCGAGCGGGACGCAACCCGGACCCCAGCAAGCCACGCAAAAUCCCAGCGGACCAUCGGGUGGUCAGCCGGCCCCAUCCACAGGUAAAGAUCCGGAGAAAAGGAAGCUAAUACAACAACAGUUGGUUCUGCUAUUGCACGCCCACAAAUGCCAAAGGCGCGAGUCGCAAACCAACGGCGAGGCUUGGUCUUGUAACCUGCCGCACUGUAAAACGAUGAAGAACGUCUUGAACCACAUGACGACCUGUAACGCUGGGAAAAGUUGUUCGGUCGCCCAUUGCAGUUCCUCCAGACAGAUUAUCAGCCAUUGGAAGAAUUGCGUGAGAUCCGACUGUCCAGUUUGUUUGCCCCUAAAGCAAGCCGAUAAAAACAGAAACAAUCCUAAUGCUGCCACGAAUGCCCCUCAAAACAAUCAAUCUCCGAAUCCGUCGGCGAACGACAUGCGUCGCGCGUACGACGCUCUCGGAAUCCAAAUACCGACGACGGCUUCGGGCGGACCGAGCCCCACCGGUAUAAUGACAAAUUGCGGGCCGCCGAGACCCGGCAUAAGGUUACCAUUGAACAGCGGCAACGCCAUACCCGGCAAUAUAGGCGGCGGAAACAUGCAAGGCAACGUGCGCGUGCUGGCGCCCCCGGGACCGGCGGUGCCCAACGUUUCGCUCCCGUUGAGCAGCGAUCCAUCCAAUUCGGCCCAAGUCCCUGCCGGUUUGAGCCAGACGGCGACGAGCGUCCAACAAAGCGUCAACAACGUCAUGUUCGGCUUGACGGAGUCGGCCAAUCAGGGUUUGAUGAAUCCGUUGCCGGCUGCUUUGGGGCCCGGCCAAGUGACCGCGUCGCCCGUCACCGGAACCAAAGAGUGGCAUCAAUCGGUCACUCCCGAUCUCAGAAAUCAUCUGGUUCAUAAGCUGGUGCAGGCGAUAUUUCCCACGCCGGAUCCUCAGGCCCUGUUGGAUAAGCGGAUGCACAAUUUGGUGGCGUACGCGAGGAAAGUCGAAGGGGAUAUGUACGAAAUGGCGAAUUCGAGAUCCGAAUACUAUCAUCUGUUGGCCGAGAAAAUCUAUAAGAUUCAAAAGGAAUUGGAAGAGAAAAGACUGAAAAGGAAGGAGCUUCAAUUGCAAUUGGCACAUUCUCAGCCGCCGAUUAGACCAAAUAUGCAGGGAAUGGUACCGCGACCUCCCGGCGUACCCGUAAACGUUUUAGCCUGCCAACAACCACCGCAACAACAACCUACGCAACAGCAACAACCUAAUCAAUCGCAACAACUCCGAAGCGGCUCGCCCGCCCUCGGCGUACCGCCGAUCGGCGGUCUGGGAGUCAUGAAUCCGAACAGCACCAGACUCAUGUUCCCUGUACAACAAAACAGCCAGCAAACUCAACAACAACAACCGAACGUCGUCGGUUUGCCGGGACCCAGUCCGACGACGUCCAAUCCCGGUCUAUCGCCGUUCGGUAAUCCCCUAUCGCAAGGCAGCACCACCAACGCGUCGUCCAAUCCAUUCCCGACGACGAGCAACGGCCCCGUCAGUUUGCCGCAAGUGUCGCCGGCCGGUCAGAAUUCGCAAUCGAACCAAUUUAACGAUAUGCUGAAGCACAACCGAAUUCCCCCGUCGCCAUCCAGCUUCGCCCAGCAGCAGACGAACAUGUCGCAGGCCAAUCAACAGAACGUCGUUCAAAAUAUUUGCACUCGAAUACCUACCGCUUCUUCGGAAUCGGUUUCCACUCCCAUGGCUACCAGCGUCGGUCCGAAAUCGGUCAGUUCUUCCAGAGGUGCAUCACCGGCUCCUGCCACUCCUGUGCAAGCUUCGCCGUCCGCUAUGGCCGUCAGUAUGGGUAAAGGUAUGAACAGCGCAGAACGGGCGGCUUUGAAUGCUCCCAGGCAAAGUUCGCUUUCGUCUCAAAUGGCCGCCAUUACGGCGGCUUCGGAACGGGACGAGGAUUCGCCGUCUUCGCCCGCUGGGGGUUGCAAGGGUAAAUUGGAUCAGAUGAAAAUGGAAACUGAUAUCAAACAGGAGGAUUCGGAGAUGAACGAGAAUCACAUGGAGAACAACCACGGCGGGAAGAACAUAAAGAGCGAAAUGAAGAUGGAGAUCAAGCAGGAGAUAAAAUCGGAGCCUCUAGAUGAUAAUAUGUCGAUUAAAGAAGAAGACGGGUUGAUGAAAGAUGGAGAACCGAACGGUUCGGAUAAUUCUAAUGACAUUAAACCUGCGAUUACCGACACUGCCAACGCUACUGCCAUUGCGGGUGAUAAAAAACAGAAAAUAUUCAAACCUGACGAGCUACGCCAAAAAUUAAUGCCUACUUUAGAAAAAUUAUUCAGACAGGAUCCGGAGAGUAUACCGUUUAGGCAACCUGUGGAUCCACAAACACUGGGAAUACCGGACUAUUUUGACAUUGUCAAGAGACCGAUGGAUCUCUCGACGAUAAAACGAAAACUCGACAUUGGACAAUACGCGGACCCAUGGGAAUACGUUGACGAUGUUUGGUUGAUGUUCGAUAACGCUUGGUUGUACAAUAGAAAAACGAGCAGGGUGUACAGAUAUUGUACGAAGUUAUCGGAAGUGUUUGAACAAGAAAUCGACCCGGUCAUGCAGUCAAUGGGAUAUUGUUGCGGAAGGAAAUACACGUUCAAUCCGCAAGUUUUGUGUUGUUUCGGUAAACAACUUUGUACUAUACCGAGAGACGCCAAGUACUAUAGUUAUCAGAACAGUAGUUUAAAGGCCUACGGAUUAACAUCUGAUAGGUAUACGUUUUGCCAGAAAUGCUUUAAUGAUAUUCAAGGAGACACGGUCACGUUGGGCGACGAUCCUACUCAAGCUCAAACAGCAAUAAAGAAAGAUCAGUUCAAAGAAAUGAAGAACGAUCACCUGGAAAUGGAGGCGUUCGUCAAUUGCACCGAUUGCGGUCGAAAACUCCAUCAAAUCUGCGUACUACACAUCGAGGCGAUUUGGCCGCAGGGUUUCACCUGCGACGAAUGUUUCAAACUCAAAGGGCAAAAGCGGCGGGACAACAAAUUCACGGCGAAGCGACUGCCGCACACGAAUUUGGGCACGUACAUCGAGAACAGGGUAAACAUGUUUCUGAAGAAGAAGGAGGCGGGCGCCGGCGAGGUGUCCAUUCGCGUCGUGUCCAGUUCGGAUAAAGUGGUGGAAGUGAAGCCGGGCAUGCGUAAUAAAUUCGUCGAAACGGGUGAAUUGGGCGGCGAGUUUCCCUAUCGGGCGAAGGCGUUGUUCGCCUUCGAGGAAAUCGACGGCGUCGACGUGUGUUUUUUCGGCAUGCACGUGCAGGAGUACGGUUCGGAAUGUCCACCGCCCAACACGCGUCGCGUCUACAUUGCGUACUUAGACUCUGUUCAUUUUUUUAAACCUAGACAAUAUAGGACUGCUGUGUAUCAUGAGAUUUUAUUAGGUUAUAUGGACUAUGUGAAACAAUUAGGUUAUACGAUGGCGCAUAUAUGGGCCUGUCCUCCUUCGGAAGGCGAUGAUUACAUCUUUCAUUGUCAUCCUCCAGACCAAAAGAUACCAAAACCCAAGAGACUGCAAGACUGGUAUAAAAAGAUGUUAGAUAAGGGGAUUAUUGAGAGGAGAGUAUUAGAUUAUAAGGAUAUCCUCAAACAAGCUAUGGAAGAUAAUUUAAGAUCGGCCGCUGAUCUUCCGUAUUUCGAAGGCGAUUUUUGGCCAAACGUUUUAGAAGAAAGCAUAAAAGAAUUAGAUCAAGAAGAAGAGGAAAAACGGAAGCAAGCCGAAGCUGCCGAGGCUGCGAUAUUCUCGUCGAUGGAAGAAAGCGAAGUAGGUCCAGACGGCAAGAAGAAGGGUCAAAAGAAAGCGAAAAAGAGUACAAAAUCGAAAGCAAAUCAAAGGAAAAACAGCAGCAAAAAAUCGAAUACUCCACAAACUGGCAACGAUCUAUCCGCCAAAAUAUUUGCUACAAUGGAAAAACAUAAAGAAGUAUUCUUUGUUAUUAGGUUGCAUUCUGUACAGUCCGCUGCUAGCUUAAAGCCAAUUCAGGAUCCCGAUCCUUGCAUAAACUGUGAUUUAAUGGACGGACGAGACGCGUUUCUGACGCUGGCCCGCGAAAAACAUUACGAAUUCUCGUCGCUUCGAAGGGCGAAAUACAGCACGAUGUCCAUGUUGUACGAGCUACACAACCAGGGCCAGGACAAGUUCGUGUACACGUGCAACAGCUGCAAGGCGCACGUCGAAACUCGUUACCAUUGCACCUUGUGCGAAGACUUUGACUUGUGCAUCAAAUGCUACGAAAAGGAAGGUCAUCCCCACAAAAUGGAGAAACUCGGUUUGGACAUCGACGAUGGCAGUUCACCAGACACCAAAGCCAAUCCCGGUGAUGCCAGGAAGCUAUCUAUACAGCGUUGCAUUCAUUCGUUGGUACACGCCUGUCAAUGCCGAGACGCGAACUGUCGCCUGCCCAGCUGCCAGAAGAUGAAGCGCGUCACCAAUCACACGAAGGUGUGCAAACGGAAGACGAACGGCGGCUGUCCGAUUUGCAAGCAGCUCAUCGCGCUCUGUUGCUACCACGCCAAGCACUGUCCGGAGAACAAGUGUCCCGUGCCGUUCUGUUCAAACAUCAAGCACAAGCUCAAGCAGCAACAGCUGCAACAGCGGUUGCAGCAGGCGCAGCUGUUGCGCAGGCGGAUGGCCGUCAUGUCGAGAGGUACCCAACCGGUGGCGAGUCCCAUACCGGGCGGCGGGGGCAUGGGAAUGGGCGGUAGCGGCGUGCAAUCGGUCGUACCCGGCGCCGUCAGUCCCGCCAAUUCGAUUAAUCCCGGACUGCCUAAUCCAUCGAUGGGCAUGCAAUCGCCCCAUCAACCCGGUAUUGGUUUGAAACCCGGCGCUCAAACACCUCCGGCGAACGUACUUCAAGUAGUAAAACAGGUGCAGGAGGAGGCGGCUCGACAACAAGCCCCUCACGUCGGUUACGGGAAAGUUAAUCCCGGACAAGUUCCCGGCCAGAAUAUGCCGCCGCCGCAAAUUAGAAGUAUGAGUCAUCUCGGAGCCGGUCAAAGCGGCGGUAAUCUUCUUCCGAUGGAGCAGUGGCAACAGAGGUAUCCCAGUGGCGUGGCGCCGGGCGGUAUACGUCAACAAGUACCGCCGGUUAUGCAGCCCGGUCAAAUGGGCCAGGCGCCGAUGCAACAGGCCCAAGCGAACGUCAGGCCCGGCGCGGCGCCGAUCAACGCUCAGGGUAACAUGCAGAAGCAGGCGCUGCAACAGCUGAUGGCGACGUUGCGUUCGCCUCAUUCACCCGAACAACAACAGCAAAUUUUAACGAUACUCAAAUCCAAUCCGCAACUCAUGGCCGCCUUCAUCAAACAGAGACAGCAGGCGCAACAAAUUCAACAGGCAGGCGGUGGAACCCCUCCUCAACAACAACUGCAACACAUGCUUAAUCAACAGGCCAAUUCGAAUCCGCAACAUCAGAAUCGGAUGCAAAUACAAGGGGGAUUGAUCAAUCAGGCGGCGGCGCAGGGCCUCAACCAAGUCCCCGGGCCCGGCCAGGCGAUAAACCAGCAACACCAAUGGUACAAACACCAAAUGCUGGUGAUGCAACGGCAGCAGCAGGUGCAACAGCAACAAGCGCAGCAGCAGCAGCAGCAGGUGCAACAACAGCAACAGCAGCAACAACAACAACCCGGUUUCCAACAGCCGGGCGCCUGUCCUACUUACCAGCAACGGUUGCCGGGCAUCAGACAGCCGCACAUCGGGUACAACAAUUCGUUUGGCGAUCAGCAGUAUCCGCAAAUGCAGGGAUUGAAACCGACGCCGCCUCCUGUGCAAUCGCCGCAGGGCGUGAUGGGACCACCUCAGGGACAAGGUAUAUCCGUGCAGCAACAGCAGCUCAUGCAAAGCGUGCGAAGCCCGCCACCAAUAAGUUGUUUUAGAAGCCCCCAACCGAGUCCGUCGUCUCGGACUGCGCCGAGUCCUCGAAAUCAAGCGGUAGCGAGUCCUCGGGGACCGCAACCGUCACCGCACGAUCUCGCCGCUUCGGAAAUGCUCCUCGGCCAGAACCAUUCGAACGCCUUACAUCCGCACGUUUCGCCGGCAUCGACGCCCAAUCAAGACUCGAACAAUGAAGUGCCGACCAUGACUCCGCAGGAUCAGUUGAGCAAAUUCGUGGAGCAACUCUAGUGGUGCAAUGUACUUCUUUCGAGACGAUUAUCAGACUAAUAAAAAGUGAUAAAAAUAUAUUUAUAUAUAUAUAUUAUCUAUAUAUCUAUAUUUGUAAAUACUGUAGAUUGUGAAAAAAGUGUAUUAUGUAAUAAUGAAUAUAUAUAUGAAUAUAUAAAAUUGUAAAUAUGUUUGAUAGACAACUGUAUCAUAUUAUACAUAUUUAAUUUUUAGUGAACUAUAAUUGAGUGAAAAAAAAUGAAGAUACCUUAAAAGUAUUUUAUGGCUUUGCGAGGCUGUGUUUAAAUUAACGGAUUGUUACCUAGUGAAUGGUAGACUUUGGCAUAGCUACGCAACUGUUAUUAUUAAAUUGUUUUUUAUUUUGUACAAUUACAAUAUUGAAUAUAAUAUGUGACUUUUAAAAUAGUCAAACUCCUUGUAAAAAUUAGAAAAUUUUUACCGAAACAUUUUAGUGUCGCAUCGGUAGCUAUUGUGAUGGCGGUCUCCCCUAAAAAGGGUUUAGACCUCCGUUUGUUUUUUAUAUAAUAUAUAUAUUUAUAAUUUAUAUACCUAUCGUCUGUUUUUCGUAUGUUACAACAUUCCACGAAGUGUGGGGUGCGGUGCUGGCACAAAUGACAAUCCUGACGCCCACGCCAGUGCAAUAACUUAUUCAAACAUCCCUCCUCUAAUUUAUUACUGAACAUAAAUCGAUUAGAUUACUUAGUGUUAAGGAUUAUAUAAAAGAAAAUAAAUAAUAAUUCUGAAUUUGAUUUUUCCUUAAGUUUUAUCCUCUUUAUUUUUUUAUCAUUUUUCACUUUUUCGUUGAAAUUAUUAUUACACUGUCGUACAGGUUACAUUUUACAUACCAUUAUAAGUACCAUACUACACUUUUCUAACAUUUUUUAAAUACUUCGUAUUUGUUUAUUAUUCACAGUUGACAAAUUUGUUUUAUUUCUUAUGACUUCUUGCAUAAAUGUCAUUAAUUCAUUAAUUUGUUGAUAUAUGAAUGUGGGAUGACAAAAAUUGCCAGCCACUCUCAUACUUCCAGAAUCCAUUACACUGAUACAAUUUCCCUUAUUUAGGGUGGGCCGUUAAAUUCAUACGAUAAAAAUACCAUGAUUGUAAAAACUACCUAUCUCUAUGUACUAUAUUA
Messenger RNA from Phyllotreta striolata, 8845 nucleotides. The record is from the annotation of a GenBank genome assembly. Lineage: Eukaryota; Metazoa; Arthropoda; Insecta; Coleoptera; Chrysomelidae.